Coturnix japonica (Japanese quail) is the source of this 11879-nucleotide messenger RNA. RefSeq names its product EPH receptor B2 (gene EPHB2). Gene Ontology annotation, molecular function: protein binding; ATP binding; transmembrane-ephrin receptor activity. Gene Ontology annotation, cellular component: dendrite; plasma membrane. Lineage: Eukaryota; Metazoa; Chordata; Aves; Galliformes; Phasianidae. The record is from RefSeq and is a predicted model, not a curated record. Gene Ontology annotation, biological process: ephrin receptor signaling pathway; protein phosphorylation; axon guidance.
UGCGCUCCGUGCCCGCGGCCGUGCCCGCGCCGGCGGCGGCCCCAGCCCCAGCGAGGGGGCUCGGCUCUGCGCUCCGCCGCCUCCAUGGAGCUCCGCCGCCGCUUGUGAUGCCCGGCCCGGAGCGCACCAUGGGGCCGUUGUGGUUCUGCUGUUUGCCCCUCGCCCUUUUGCCUCUGCUCGCCGCCGUGGAAGAGACACUGAUGGACUCCACAACAGCCACGGCAGAGCUGGGCUGGAUGGUGCAUCCUCCCUCAGGGUGGGAAGAGGUGAGUGGAUACGACGAGAACAUGAACACCAUCCGCACCUACCAGGUGUGCAACGUCUUUGAGCCCAACCAGAACAACUGGCUGAGGACCAAGUACAUCCGGAGGCGAGGAGCGCAUCGCAUCCACGUGGAGAUGAAAUUCUCUGUUCGGGACUGCAGCAGCAUCCCCAAUGUCCCAGGUUCCUGUAAGGAGACUUUUAAUCUCUAUUAUUACGAAUCAGACUUUGACUCUGCUACCAAGACUUUUCCUAACUGGAUGGAAAACCCUUGGAUGAAGGUAGAUACGAUUGCUGCCGACGAGAGCUUCUCGCAGGUGGACCUUGGUGGGCGGGUGAUGAAGAUUAACACCGAGGUGCGCAGUUUUGGACCUGUCUCCAAAAACGGUUUCUACCUGGCCUUCCAGGACUAUGGGGGCUGCAUGUCCUUGAUUGCAGUCCGUGUCUUUUACCGCAAGUGUCCCCGUGUGAUUCAGAACGGGGCGGUCUUCCAGGAAACCCUCUCGGGAGCGGAGAGCACAUCUCUGGUGGCAGCCCGGGGGACGUGCAUCAACAAUGCAGAGGAGGUGGAUGUGCCCAUCAAGCUGUACUGCAAUGGGGAUGGGGAGUGGAUGGUACCCAUAGGUCGCUGCACGUGCAGGCCGGGCUAUGAGUCGGUGGAGAAUGGGACCGUUUGCAGAGGCUGCCCAUCAGGGACCUUCAAGGCCAGCCAAGGAGAUGAAGGAUGUGUCCAUUGUCCAAUUAACAGCCGGACGACUUCAGAAGGGGCAACGAACUGCGUGUGUCGAAAUGGAUAUUACCGAGCAGAUGCUGACCCUGUCGACAUGCCAUGCACCACCAUCCCAUCUGCCCCCCAGUCCGUGAUCUCCAGUGUGAACGAAACCUCCCUGAUGCUGGAGUGGACCCCACCACGAGACUCGGGGGGCCGGGAGGAUCUGGUGUACAACAUCAUCUGCAAGAGCUGUGGGUCAGGCCGUGGGGCAUGCACACGCUGUGGGGACAACGUGCAGUUUGCCCCACGCCAGCUGGGCCUGACGGAGCCUCGCAUCUACAUCAGCGACCUGCUGGCCCAUACGCAGUACACCUUCGAGAUCCAGGCUGUGAAUGGGGUCACCGACCAGAGUCCCUUCUCCCCACAGUUUGCAUCAGUGAAUAUCACCACCAACCAGGCUGCUCCUUCAGCUGUGUCCAUAAUGCACCAGGUCAGCCGUACUGUGGACAGCAUUACCCUCUCGUGGUCUCAACCUGACCAACCCAAUGGAGUCAUCCUGGAUUAUGAGCUGCAGUAUUAUGAGAAGAACCUGAGUGAGUUAAAUUCAACAGCAGUGAAGAGCCCCACCAACACUGUGACAGUGCAAAACCUCAAAGCUGGCACCAUCUACGUCUUCCAAGUGCGAGCACGUACCGUGGCUGGGUAUGGCCGGUAUAGUGGCAAGAUGUACUUCCAGACCAUGACUGAAGCUGAGUACCAGACCAGUGUCCAGGAGAAGCUGCCACUCAUCAUUGGCUCCUCUGCAGCAGGAUUGGUGUUUCUCAUUGCUGUUGUCGUCAUCAUUAUUGUGUGCAACAGAAGACGGGGCUUUGAACGUGCAGACUCUGAGUACACUGACAAGCUGCAGCACUAUACCAGUGGCCACAGUACGUACCGUGGUCCCCCGCCAGGCCUGGGGGUCCGCUCUCUCUUCGUGACUCCUGGGAUGAAGAUUUAUAUCGAUCCGUUUACCUACGAGGACCCCAAUGAGGCUGUCAGGGAAUUUGCAAAAGAAAUUGAUAUCUCCUGUGUGAAAAUCGAGCAGGUGAUUGGGGCAGGGGAGUUUGGUGAGGUGUGCAGUGGGCAUCUCAAGCUUCCUGGCAAAAGAGAGAUCUUCGUGGCCAUCAAGACACUGAAGGCUGGCUACACAGAGAAGCAGAGACGGGACUUCCUGAGCGAAGCCAGCAUCAUGGGGCAGUUUGACCACCCCAACAUCAUCCACCUGGAGGGAGUGGUGACCAAGAGUUCCCCAGUCAUGAUUAUUACAGAGUUCAUGGAGAAUGGCUCGUUGGACUCCUUCUUGAGGCAAAACGAUGGGCAGUUCACGGUCAUCCAGCUGGUGGGGAUGCUGCGAGGCAUUGCAGCUGGCAUGAAGUACCUGUCAGACAUGAACUACGUGCACCGGGACCUGGCUGCCCGCAACAUCCUGGUCAACAGCAACUUGGUCUGCAAAGUGUCUGACUUUGGCCUCUCCCGUUUCCUGGAGGAUGACACCUCUGAUCCCACUUACACCAGCGCACUGGGUGGAAAGAUCCCGAUCCGGUGGACAGCACCUGAGGCCAUUGCAUACCGCAAAUUCACAUCAGCCAGUGAUGUGUGGAGCUAUGGAAUCGUCAUGUGGGAGGUGAUGUCGUACGGCGAGCGGCCUUACUGGGAUAUGACCAAUCAAGAUGUGAUAAAUGCUAUUGAGCAGGACUACCGGCUGCCACCCCCCAUGGACUGCCCCACAGCCCUGCACCAGCUGAUGCUGGACUGCUGGCAGAAGGACCGCAACCACAGACCUAAAUUUGGACAGAUUGUCAACACUCUAGACAAAAUGAUCCGAAAUCCUAAUAGUCUGAAAGCCAUGGCACCUCUCUCCUCUGGGGUUAACCUCCCUCUACUUGACCGCACAAUCCCAGAUUAUACCAGCUUCAACACUGUGGAUGAAUGGCUGGAUGCCAUCAAGAUGAGCCAGUACAAGGAGAGCUUUGCCAGUGCUGGCUUCACCACCUUUGAUAUAGUAUCUCAGAUGACUGUAGAGGACAUCCUACGAGUUGGGGUCACUUUAGCAGGACACCAGAAGAAAAUACUGAACAGUAUCCAGGUGAUGAGAGCACAGAUGAACCAAAUUCAGUCUGUGGAGGUUUGAUAGCGACGUGUCCUCGUGCUCCACUUCCUUGAGGCCCUGCUCCCCUCUGCCCCUGUGUGUCUGAGCUCCAGUUCCUGAGUGUUCUGCGUGGGUCAGAGACAGGCAGCUGCUCUGAGGAUCAUGGCAACAGGAAGAAAUGCCCUAUCAUCGACAAUGAGAAGUCACCAAGAUGGGAAAAACAAUGGAAAAACAAUGGAAAAAGGGAACAAGAAAAGACAGCUAUUUUGAAAACAAACAAACAGUGAAUUAUUUUUAAAUAAUAAUAAAGCAAUUGCAGUCUUGAAAAGGGCUCCAAGACCAAUGGGAGUCUCCAAAGGAAGAGAAUAGAGCAGCUUCAUCUAUUUCGUCUUGCACAAGGGUUGGUGCAGCUGGGCCCAGACACCUCUGGAGUAAUGAGACUUAAGAUGAAUGCAGAGAAUGGUGGCAAGAAGCACUUCUCUUUCUCACAUGGGAUGGCAGCUCUGGGAAUGCCCAGCAGUCCUUCCUGAAAGCCCUGUUGGCAAAUGGAAGAGGAGAGCUGAAGCUCUUUGGUGCUCUGGAACCAAGUGAAUCUCAGAAAUUGUUGGGACUUCUACAAAAGCUGAAGACAUUCUUUUUUUUUUUUUUAAAGAAAAAAAAACAAAACAAGUAAACUGAUACUAGAAGAGGCUGUUUCCGUCAAAUGAGAAGGAAUCUGUAACACUGGGGCGGGGGGUGGGGAAUGGGGGAAAUCAGUCCUUUUUACAUCUCUUUUAUUUUCUCUUGUCAUGGAACAGUUUUGUGAGUGACAGUUUCCUAAGGGUCCGUCCAUCCACCCUCCAAUGGCAUCAUUGUUUCAUACAUAUCAUAUGCACAAGACUUAUAGUGAUGUCCUCACUCGAUGCCAAUGAUCUUUCCCCAGAAGACUUCCCAAGUACAGUAUGUAGUAGAUUUUGAUUACAGAUGCUGAUGUGUACCUUUAUUUUUCGGUUGUCAUUGUUGGGAGAUUUGUCCUUUUUACCUUGCUUUGUUAACACCAGUUUGUGAGUUUGGGGUUGGAAUUUUUUGGUCGAUUGGGGGUUUGUUUGUUUGGUUUUUUUUAACGAAAAGGAAACGACAUUUCCAAGCAUAAUAUCAUUCAAGAACUUAAAUCCUUUCCUUGCGGAAGGAAAAAUUGCUUAUUGACAAUAUGCCAGGAGAAAAAGUUUUUUAUAUGCACAUUUCCUCAUGUUUGCUUUGUUUGUUAUUUUGCAAUUCGUUUCCACCUGACAGGUGUUUCCAGCUGUUGGGAUUCCUGCUGUCUGCAGAGAUGAAGUGACCGCCUGCUCAAUUCAGGGUUGUUGGUGCAGUGAUGAGCGGCGCUAUGGAAGGGUUGUUGGUUUUGUUAUAUGGAGGGGAGGGAAAGAUGGGAGGGUUGUUGUGUUAUGAGUUGGAAUGAUGGCUGUUAGAGCCCCUUGGAGAUGUCUGCUUAGAUGUCAAGGUUGGUUGGUGCACAUGGUUUCUAGAUGCAACACUGUGGGUGCUUCGUACCGUAACCAAGCUCUGUGGUGGUGCUUUGUGCCCUUUGGACACACAAUCCCUUUGUUAGGCAAUGCCCAGUUGGCUCUGAGCAUCAUCUCAGCCUGUUGCCUCUAGGAUAACACAGGAGAGCAAACACCGAGUCCAGGUCUCUGUAGGAAAAUGCCAUGGUUGAAGCUCAAUGACCAGCUGGUGGGUUUAUAAAUAACAGAAAUAAAUGCUUUAGUUACUAAACAGCUGUUUGAUAUGUAUAAAUACCACCAAGCAAGUGCAGGGCAAAUAGAAAUUAUAGUAAUGGGAUUGUUGUCCCUGUUCAACACCACCUCAUGUCUUCUGAAGCCCCCAUAGUAGGGUUCAUCCACCCACGUGUGGCAUAUUUGCACACAUCUGAGCCUGUGUUGAUAAACCCACCUCUGCCAUUGCCAUGUCCUUUGUAGAGAGCUCAUGUAUAUCAGCAAGGGGUGCUGGAAGGCCUGUUCACUGGGAGCUGGUUUGCUGUAUUGUCCAGGAGCUGAAUCAGAGAGGAAAGCUGUAGAUGGAACUUCCAAGCUAUUUAGACCUCAGUGGCCAGACACCAUCUUUCUGGAUAAAUGGCCAUUUAUAGAGUACUCAGCAUUUGCUGCUUUCACAUCAGAUCAGAUGGGAAAGCACAUGUAAGUGGCAGCAGAGCAUUCCUUGCAAGUGAGGGUUACUUCUCUGCUGGCUCCUUUACUUCCACUGCUGCCUCCUUCAGGGCAGAAUCUGAUAUAGAGUUUUGAAUGAGUGGACAACAGGCGUUGUAUGCAGGCAGGUCCUGGACAUUUCAGCUGCAGUGUGUUUAGUGUGUGUAUCUACCUGAAAGGAUGUUUUGAACACCCUUGAAUUGAGGAAGCACUGCUCCAGAUCAUGAAACGAACUCAGUUUAAAGAGCAGGAUACUGAUGGUGUCAGCUGAACAUAGUGCGUUCAGAGGGCACACAAGGAAAGAAGAGUCUUCUUUUUGCCACCUGUCCUAUGGAACUGCUCAUGGGGGUGUAUCUGUCUUGCACUGUGGCUGCUGUGCUCUACCAAGGAGCUGCUGUCAGCUCCCAAAGGCAUGGGCUUUCCAAAGGUCUCGGAAUCUUUUUGGUGAUAGUUGGGGCUGUGGGAAGCAGGGUGCCAUGCCAACCCUUCCAUCCACAGCCAACCACCUACUUUAUGUGCAAGGGAGCUUUGCAGGACAAGGAGAGCUGUCUGACUAGAAAACUCACCAGCAAAUUCCUUUGGGGCAACCAUGUGGAAGGAGCACGUGAUGCCCUUCAGUUGUCUUUUCUCAGACAGCUCUUGGCUGUUCUCUGCCAUCAGUGCAUGUGUGCUUAUACCACGGAGGAGCAGUGGCCAAGCAGUGUCCUUUUAGCCAUUCAGGCUGGAAGGACACUUGAUGUUAUUUGUCUCAAUGCACUGAACCUCCUCACUGAACUGCAUUAAACACAUCUACCUACCAGACCCAACACACUGUGAAAGAAGGGACCACACAGAGCUCAGUGCCACGGCAGCUGUCUGCAGGAUAGAGAAAGCACAUCCUUAUCUCUUCCUCUGACCAAAAAAAAAGCAACCCACAUGCUGUCAGUCCUACAAUAAUACACUCCCAUCUAUUCAUAUCAGGCAUUGCUGCGACAUCUGCCUGUAUUUGUACAGGACUAAUGGAGAAUGAGACCUAAGAUGGAAAUGAUCCAUAAAACACUGCAAUUUUCUGCAUCCCUACAGCUUUCCAGGGAGGAUGAGGAACCGAGUUCCUGUUAAGUACUUUGGUUGUAAAUUAUUCUGGUGCAUGCUCCAGUGGACAGCAGAGUCACUGAAGUGACUUUAAUGUUUUUACUUCAUGGGUAUCAAAUGUACUGCUAUGAAAUACGAGUCUGAUGGCAAAAUUCAACAAAUAAUGAGGGGAAAACGGGGGAAAGUCACUUGCUAACAUUUACACUGUGAAAUAGUUGUGCAUAUGCAUGUGUGCAUGUGUGAAUACUUAACAAAGCUCAUCACCAUGUUAUUUUUCAGGCAGCUUGUUGCAAUUUUCACAUUUUCCCUCCAUCUUUCAAGCUACCUCCAAGACCUCCUCUUCUCCUCCACUGUUGCCCACUGCCAUCUGCUGCUGAGGCCAUGCGUGUCUCGUGAUGGCAUCCAGUAGAAGAGCUGAGCAGGACGCUACGUUGAAUAUAUGUUAGUUGGCCAAGUUCAAAUCACACAGAGUAUCAUGAAUAUGUGCAGGUAGUAGAAAGGUUAAGGGUUCACCCACAAUACUGCAUUUUAUGGGUCACUUUCAGCCCUCUAAUUAGCAGCAAAAGGGAAAAAAAAAAGAUGAAAAACGAACUUAAAAUGCACAGCACUGCCAUGAACUUCUGACCAGCUGUGGGGACAGACACAGAGCACUACAGACUGCACCCCCCCUACACAGAUUAUCUUCCUUUCUCCCCUAAAGUCCCAGAAUUUCAUGAACUUGAUGUAGAUCUGCAGCUUGCAGCAGUUGAGGAUCUGUUUGUUGUCAUCUGGCUGCUUCUCUCCAUUGUAUCCUCACUACCACGCAGUAGAUUUCAGUCUCUCCAUGGGGUCCUGGUCAGUGUUGCUGUCCCAAGAUCCAGCAGUUUUGCAGCAUUACUUUAAUAUUAUAAUUCAAAGGCAGAGCAUUUUAUUCCCCAACUCCAUGGCAGCCAUGGUACAGCAGAGCCAUCUUGGUGUUGUUGGACUGGUUGGCAUCAGGGCUUGCACUCUGCUGCAUCAUUAACAGUUACAUCCUCUAAUAAUGCAAUAAAUCUGUGUCUGUCUUGGAUUUGUGAAUCCAAAACGCAUAAAGUAAGAGAGAAUAUGUUUUAGUCUUUUUUCCUUCAUCUCCCUUUCCAUGUGUCUGAUUUGAGGCUGAUUUAUUGCAGGUCUUUUCCAUCUCGAUGCUUAACAAGUUCUUCACAUACAGGACUCAGCAUUUUGCCCUUCAGAGCUGUAAGAACAACCGAUGCAUCGUUGCACUCUGGCUGUUACCCAGUGCAGAUAAGAGCACCCUAAAAUUUACCCUUCUUUGCUGCGUUCCACCUCAACCUCUUAAAGAAAUUGGCAUUCAGAGUGCUUUCAGCUCUAGGAUCAAUAGUCCUUUAUGCCCAACAAUUAAAGUAGACUUUAUUCUGGGUGGUCAUCAGUGUUCAGAGAUUCGGACUCGAUGACCCUUAUGGGUCCCUUCCAACUUGGGAUAUUCUGUGAUUCUGAUGUAUCCUUAUAACUGGGACCUCCUUCCUUUGCAGUAUCUGAACAGCCACGUUCUGUGUUGUAUCUCCAGUCCCUGAGCUGAGCAGCGGUGCCAUCUGCUCACGGUGAUGGUUCCACCGUGUUCACAAUUCAGUGCACUUCUGCCAUUGGCUUUUCAUGAGCACUGACCACAAAAAUUAUCUUCUGUGCUGCUGAUUUUGUUUUGUUAUUGCUGAGAGCUACUGGAGUUCUCCUACUAUGCAAACAUAUAUAUAUAUAUAUAUAUAUAUUUCUUUUUUGCUUCAGUCACAUUUUGACCUCAUCUUUAGAAUUCUUCAGGAUGAAUCAUCCAUCUCUCAGAUGCUUUUGCUUCUCAUUGAACCCUUCCUAGAAAGAUGAUGCCACUUCUGUCCGUGUUUACCUCCAUGUAUGAGCCAUUCCACAGUCCUCCAUGAGAGCACCGUCAUACAAAUGUUUCCUGGUAUCUGAUUUUACUGCUGUGCCUCCCUGUUAUUUCUGCAGUCAAACGUUAGCUGUAGAGGUUUGGGACUAGAAGUGAGAUGUCAUUUCUGCCCUCAAAUCCGUCUUUGUCCUAAUUUGUGUUUUCCGCUGCCCUACAAAUGACUCAGCAGCAUCUCACCCUUUGUCUCAGUUCUGUGCUUUGUGGGAUAGCAGCCACAUUCACAUAGUAUGGUCCGAUCCCUGACUCGUUUCUCCUCUGGCAGUUGGAUGUUCACAGUUCCCUGAUAGCCAUUCAGAGCCCCACAGGACUUCAGUGCAGAAAAUCCAUUCUACCUUCAUGAUAAAAGAUUUGUUUCAUCCUUUUCCCAUUGCUGAUUUCAGGAUAUUUUUCAUUUACCUCAACUGUAGCUUCUACCUCCAUCUCCAGGGUCAGUCUUAAGCUCUAGUGCAGACAGCACUGUGUCCUUUGGUAAUCCUACUAAAUCUAAGAGGGAAAGAAUACACUCUUUGGAGACUUGAACAGCCAAGCAGCUGAUGGGAGGAGAUCAAGAGGGACUAAGAGGAAGCAUGAUAGGAAAAUCCCUCUUUUCCCCCAAAUUAUCUUUCUUCUGUGCUGCCCAUUCAUUGACUGCAGUCUGUGGUCAUCAAGUUGGCUUAAGAGUCAGCCUGGUUGAACAGUUCCUUGGGUAUGGUGGACACCAGUCUGGGGCUGAUGGUUUGGCAGAUCUGCACUCUUGCUUGGCCUUUGCUUUUGGAGAAUGAAUGCAAAGACUCUUAUUGCUAACAAGUGUUUGCACUCAGCCUUCACAUGAGAGUGUUGUUAUGAGCCCGGAUAUCUCUUGUGUGCUGAAUUCUCAAAGGGAGGAAGCUAAGAGAUGCAGAAAAGGGCUGUAGGAACAGCCAAAAGUCUUUGGAGGUUUUUGAGUUUAUGUCUGACAGAGGUGAACGAUGACGAUAAGGAAUUUAAUGCCAUUAAAUAAGAUGUGGUGAAGGUGAGUAAGAAGGAGCCACCAUGUCUCACAAUAAACAAAUGCAGCAGAAAGGAAAUGCUCUGUGACACAAAGCACAGUGACUGAAUGCUGGAACUCACUGCUGCAGGGUGUUGAUGGUAAGAAUUAGAUUCAAAGGACGGCAAAUUUGUGUAACUGAAAUCUUUAUUGGCUUCCUCAGCACAAAAAUAAAGCUCUUCUGUGCUUUCUGGGUCACAGACACCACUGGUUGCCCAGGGAGCUGUGGGUGCCCCAUCCCUGAAGGUGCUCAAUGCCAGGCUGGAAGGGGCAGCCUGAUCUGGUGGGGGCAACCAGCACAGAGCAGUGUUGGUAUCUCUGCAUUGGAUAUUGGCUCAACCUGCAUGAGCCAUCUCUGCUGGUUGUAUGCUUAUCCAAUCAUGAGUCCAAACAGACUCGAGCACGUUGCCUCAAGGAUGAAAAUUCAGGAAAGGAGCCUGGGACAAGCUCCUAAAACAGGUGAAGAGGUUUCAGUUUAAUGUAGACAUUCAGGGCUGAGCUACAUGCAUGCAGUGAUAUCCCAGAGGCAUCCAAGAGCAGACGCUGAGUGCUGGGGCCUCCAGGAUAAGGUGCAGACAGGUGCUGAGUGCGAGGUUCAGUUAUUGAGUGCCAACCCAGUUCUGAAGCUGAUUUGAUUCUCUUAUGUCCUGAAGACAACUUAGCUCCCAACAAAACUCAUGUCACUGAGGAUACCUUUAUAGCAUAAAGAAAAGCUACUUGACACAGGCAAAGAUUUAUUUCCUUAUUCAGUAUAGCCUGCAGAUCCCUAUAAGGUAAGAGAGACAAGGAAAGGCACACAGUGCUUGGUGCCCUUGUAUUGCCUUCAGAUCUGUCUUGCUUGACCCCCUCUGAGACUCAUCUCCAGUACAACUCUUGUCUUUCUUCUCCUGUGAAAGGGGGAGAUCCAGAAAUUUUCUAGCUUUGUUCCCUAUUCUUUCUUACUGCUUGUCUCCUGGCAUCAUCUAUCUCUGCUCUUCAUGGUUUCUUUGUCCUCUGUCCCUUUCCCAGUACAGGAGGGCUGGGUGGAUUGCUUACGUUUGGGUCAUAUCCAAGGAUUUCCUUCCUUGGACCUGGCUCAGCACAUCUCUGCAGUGAUCCUGUGCCCAGCUGCAUUUCUUCUGAUGAAAACAUCCCACUCUGUCUGUCCUCCUUGGAAACAUCAUCCUCACAUCCCAGAUCUUCCUGGAGAGAGGAGGAGAAAUUUAUACGAAACUGAGGCAAGAGUGCUAGGCUCAUUGGCCAUCAUUUCCAUGGAACAACUAAAGGCAAAGGGCCCAGCCCUACCUCUUACAGCAGGUAAAUGAGCACACCAAUCAGUCUGAGUAUUUCCUACCAGUCUUUCAAUAAAUGGUCAUGGCAAUCCUGACUGACACCCACCCCUAAGGUCUCUGACAGGAGAGUAUUUACGUGGUGCCUCACGUCAAAGGGAACCUUCAGUUGGUACAGAGCUAUGCACAGCUCGACUGUAGGGUUGCUUUUCUUGUAGUUGUUUGCCCAGAAUAAUCUCAACAGGGAAACCCUUCUUAAGUUUGGUGAGAGUCUCCAAUUGGUUGAUGUCAGGGCAAAAAAGUAAUAGAUCUUGCUGGAGAAAUAAUCAGGGUGUCCCACGUAAACCUGUGAUGGUUUGACUUGAUGACCUUAAGGGUCUUCUCCAACCUAAAUAAUUCAGCAGCUCUGUUAGGGGCAUGGUUGAGUUGGUCAUGUUAGGUUAAUGAUUGGACUUGAUGAUCUUCAGGGUCUUUUCCCAAAUGACUGUGUUCUAUUCAGUGAUCUACACACACACACACUUAGCCAAGCCACCACUGGGCAGGACACAGGUGAGUUGUAACUGGGACCCAAGACCUCUAUUCAAGGUGAGGUAGGCUUAGAUAGUCAAACUACCCUCUGAAGCCACAGACAUCUUGUAUCUAUGGGCUGAUGAGGAGAUGAAGAGCUAACAUAGAUGCCUGUGUUUCUUUUAAAGGAGGACCUGUCCUAGCUCAACAGUCAGACCUCAGGUUAGCAAUGCAGAGGAAAAAGUAAGAGGGUCUUGGAGGGAAGCCUUAAGCUGAAGCCCGAGAGGUGAGAUCUGUGGGGAAAUAUGACUGUGAUGUAGGGAACUUUGUAAGGAGAUUUUGCCAGGCUCUGAAUUCCUCACAGCUUUGCAAGGAUCUGGCAGUAUAGGAUGGGGGAAUUAUGUGUACCCUUCAGCUACCCCAAACCAAGCUUGUCUAGUCAACACCACAUCUUACCAUUCCCCCAAGUCCAAGGAUCCAUCAGCUGGGCUCCAGGGGCAUCCCCAAGCCUGGUUUCCUACUGUUCAUCAUCCUGUGUGUUGACCAUGGCCCUGCGGACGAUGUAACACUUUUCAUGACAGUAUUUGUAUUUUUUUAAUUGUGAAUGGGGAGAUAGUGUGCAGGUCCUUGUUACACAGGGAUGUGUCUUCCAUUCAGAUCAGGGCUUCCCCUGGCUUCGUCAGAUGUCUUAUCGAUGUUACUGAGAAAAUAAAGAAAGAAAUAAAUCAGAUGUAUUUAUAAAGGAAACAGAAACCCGCUGCUCCAAUGCCUUUGUAGGAGUAUUUUUAACAAAACAUUUUUUCAAAAUAAAUGUGAAUUGUAAAGUUU